Messenger RNA from Aureobasidium pullulans EXF-150, 2954 nucleotides. RefSeq lists its product as uncharacterized. The coding region runs from base 188 to 2686 and encodes 832 amino acids. The transcript is spliced from 2 exons. NCBI's taxonomy places the organism in Eukaryota, Fungi, Ascomycota, Dothideomycetes, Dothideales, Saccotheciaceae. The record is from RefSeq and is a predicted model, not a curated record.
CGCGGAUAUAUAGAGCGUGCAGUAGUCUGGACGCGAACUCAACGUGUCCAUGAUCGAGUCGAUGUGACAGCUCGGCGGACUAAUCAUGUAAGUACUCGUGAGACUUGAUAGUAGAUACCGACAGGUAAUAUAUCUGUCUUCACGUUCCUGCUCUUUUGUUCUCGCCAUCACCUGUACACGCCCUGCCAUGCCAGUAUCACACGUUGGCUUAACCGUCUCUCACGUACCUUCUGCCUGCUCCUUCUUCCUAUCGGCGCUCCAGCCUCUUGGAUACAGAUACGUUGGCAAUCAGGGCGACUCGGUUGGUUUCGGGACGGACGAUGCUGAUUUCUUCCUGAGUCCGGAAGUGCCUGGUGUCAAUCGCAGCAAUGCACAUGUGGCAUUUUCCGCGACCAGCAAAUCGGCGGUGAGGGACUUCUAUGCGGCUGCGCUGACCGCUGGCGGUCAACCCAACGGAUCUCCCGCCUUCAGAGGAUGCAACGAUUGUAUCUUCAAUGCUGCAGUCCUCGAUCUUGAUGGUAAUAGCAUUGAGGUCAUCUACCAUCAGAUUGAAGACGACGACGCAUAUACCACUGUCUCGGGAGGCAGCCGAGUCCUGACAUGGAGAAGAGGCAUCGUGAACGUCCUCGGAGAUGAAGACAGGUCCACUUUCAUCUCAACUAGUCCCAAUCCUGCACCCAGCACUGCCCAGUCAACACCACAGUCCAAAGCUCCAAGUGUCGUCAGAACUGCAUCGGCACCAGCAGUUACUACCUCGUCGCAAACCUCGAGUUCCGACAAUGGCUUUCAGAUCACUGGCAAAGCAAUCAUAGGCACUAUACUCGGAGCUGCAGCUGGUGCAGCAGUCGCUUACGCCAUGGUCAGAAGCGAGCAAGAUGGCGCACAACAGGAAGCAGAGUUUGCCGAGGCGAUUAGCAGGAAAGCUGCGUCUAGCAGGGCAUCAAGUAAGGCACCCAGCAAAGCUACUCCGAGUCAAGCUCAAACUAGCAAGGCGAAGACCGUAUACAACUCCGCGCCAAUGAGCAAGGCAGCACCAGCGAGUAGGAUCUCUGAGAUAAAGGAGAGUACGGAAAUUCGACCAAGGACAAGGGCGCAUCGCAACUACAGCACUACCGAAUCUGUGAUUGCAUCCAGGGUGAUGGAGCAAUUUAGUGACGAUGAACCGGAGCUGGUGCUUCGACCACGAAAAGCACACUCUGUACGAGCCAUUGAAGCUGCUCCAGAACCUCAAUCACUGGAAGAGGUUGACGCAAAGAGCUACCACAGUCCCACCUAUGUUUCUCUGGCACCUACUCCGAGGGCCGCAAAGAAGUCCGAAGCGAUAUACAUACCCGCUUCUCAGAUCGUCUCCAGAGCUCCCUCGAGAGCUCCCUCAGGUCCACCGUCGGUAGCGCCAACGGAACGUCAGAUCGAAUACAUCCCAGCUUCAUUGGCCACUCAGCGGCCCUCUAUCGUAUCUCGUCGGGCUGUCACAUCACCUCCUUCCAUCUGCCACACCGACCGUCAGAUCGAGGAUGUUCCGGCCCAAACCAACGACUGGACCUCACAAGAUCUCGUAGUAGCGCGUCGAGACAGUGCAAUGAGUAUGUAUUCGACACACUCGAGCAAGAGCAAGCACAGCAAACAUCCGCACAAAGAGUCAUCCAGGAGUCACCACAGCGAGAAAAGAGAAGUAUCUCCUGACAGAGUCAGUAGACAUUCCCAUCGCUCGAGCAAACACCGAGAUCCAUCAGUCGUGAGUCGUCGGAGCGAAAGAGAAUACUCAGUAGAUCGACCGAGCAAACACCGCGACUCUUCCAGCCAUCAUUCGAAAACUUCAAAAAGGUCGUCAAAGCAUCGAUCUAGCGCUCACAGAGAUGCAUCGCCUUACGAUGGCUCUGAUGUGAGUACAAUCAAAGCCAGCCGGAUCAACGGCUCUUAUCACUCCGCUGCCGGUAUACCACUGCCUGGUUCCCGUAAAUCUUCCGUCGUUUCGGUGGCAGAUCUGCCUUUGCCAAUAUCCAGGAAAACAUCGAUCAUCUCUGCGGCAGAUUAUGCUCUGCCAGGCUCUAGGACGACUUCCAUCGUCUCAGGUGCAGAUAUGCCUUUACCGAUAUCCAGACGACCCUCCCUAGUCUCAGCAAUGGAAAGACCUCUGCCAAUCUCCAGAGCAGUAUCAACGACCUCAGGCCACCAAAUCCCACUUCCCGAAUCACGCUCAGGAAGUAUAAUCGGCAGUAUUCUUGGCCGACCAACCGCAGAGCACGAAACUUUUGCCGCAGGAGUCCCGCUUCCGGAGUCACGCAAAACAAGCCUCGUGGGCAGUCUCGGUCUUCUCGCCAAUGAUCCUAUCCCUCGUAUCGACGAUCUCGAGACCGUAGCUCCAGAUGAUAGUAUUUCCUGUGUUGCUUCCCGCCACACCCGCCACUCUCGUGAAGAAUCUCGCCAUGGCGACUGCAGUCACGACGGUGAGAGUAGGAAAUCCGGCUCGAGCAAGAAACAUAGGCAUAGAUCGUUACAUGGUGAAGGCUCGAGAAGAUCGAGUAGGCGUGCGGAGGCUGAGAGUGAAGCUACCGUUAAGCUCGAGAAGAGCAGUAAAUAUAGUGCUGUGAGUCUGCCUUUACAUGCUAGAAGCAGAACGGGCAUUGAGAAGGAUGAGAAGAGGGGGCAGAGGAGUUUCGUUAGUGUUGCUUUUGGAGGUCGAUGAUUGUCUAGAGAAGAAUUUCCAUUCAUGAGAAUGUUGUGGAAUGGAUCUUUCUCAUUCGAUAUAUCAUUAAUCCGGGUUCCUGUGAUAGCCUAGCUACUCAAGACCGUACGCAAACUAAGAGUCAACACCCUUGACCUUUUCAUCAACAACAUUGAUCACUUCAUUGCUCGUAACCUCCAACCCUUCGACCACUCGCUCGUCACCAAAUCUGACUGCGAUUUCUUCCAAGUUCAACCCUUUAGUUUCCACAAAGAAGAAGAACACGAAG